GACACAGAGUUGGGCAAAAUAGCAGUACCGGCAUCAUGUGUUGAACAACCAUUGACCAGAAUGUGUAUGGGGAAUUUAAGUGAAGGAGCUUAUUGGGGAACUGUUUCCGGACAUCCCACAAUCUGUUCAAAAAAUACCACAGACAUAUUUAAUUUAUGGAAACUAGACAACAGCACACAAGCUAUAGAAACUUUAACUAACAUUUCAUCGAAUUUUCUCGAAAAAGUAACGCCGAUGCAAACCCAUUACACUUCGCUAAUUAUAUCUGAUUACGUCAAUUCACUUGAAAUAGAUGAUGAAAAAAAGAACAUACAAAAUAUGUUUGAAAUUGUAGACAAUUUAAUAGGGAGUAACAGAAAAAUUUUGGAGGAGUCGCAAAUAACAUUGAACUCUACUGAUAUAGUAUUAAAUUCUUUGGACAUUGCCACAUUUUAUCUCAACAAAAAUACAGCAAUCGAUAUGAAUUAUUUUUUCGUACGAAGAAGUCAAAUAAAUGAAUCUUCAAUAGGGUGGCUGCUAACGUCGGAUCGAAUUUUAAAACCGUUAUCCCACCCUUUUGUAUUUGACGACCACAUAAACGAUAACCCUUUAGCCAUUGGUUACUUCUCAAACUUCUCUGAAUUAUUGUCGAAAAAUAACAGCGAAUCAAUCUUCAUAUUUUUCUCCAACCCAAAUCUUUUCAACGAACGGAAUAAAAGUGACCCGCAAUCUUGGAUAGUAAGUGUUGUUGCUCCCGGUUUCAAAGAAUCUUUAGAAUCGCCACUAAUGAUAAUUCUAAAGCAGAACAAAUAUGGAAGGUUUCUACAAUCAUGUGCUUUUUGGUUCUAUGGACAAUAUGAACAAGUGAACAUUAACGGUUCCUGGAGCGUUGAUAACGAAAUUGCUUUAAAUUAUGAAACAGAUUAUUUAAUAUGUAAUUACACCCAUAUGACACAUUUUGGAAUGUUGAUCAGUGACAAUGACUACGAUGAUCUCGUUUUGAGUAUAAUCACUUAUAUCGGAACAAUUUUAUCUCUGGUUGGAAUUCUUGCAGUUAUGGGCACAAUAUUUUUAUUCAAGAAUUUUAAAGACAGAAAAAACAUAAUAAUACUUUCAAAUUAUAUAGUUUCUUUAAUAUUAGUACCACUGGCGCUGAUUAUAUCAAAUUUGGGGCGGAAGGGUACGAUUUGCGUACUAACCGGAAUGUUUUUGCAUUACACGGUGUUAGCACAAUUAUGCUGGAUGACUUUGUUGUCGUACUUUCAAUACAGGCGUUACAUUAUAGUUUUUGUUCAUGAUUACACGAAUAUUAUAUUGAAAAGUAGUUUAAUUGGUUGGGUUUUGCCGAUUAUUGGAAUUAUUGUCACUGCAACUAUUUCAGUUGACAAUUAUCACAAAACUGAAUCACAUCUUUGUUAUCUUUCUGGUUUGACUUUAAAGUUGGCAGUUACUAUCCCUACUAUUUUAAUUACUUUUAUAAAUGUUACAAUUUUUUUUAUGAUCAUCUAUAAACUUCAUAAAUCCAAUCAGAAACAUCAAACUAAGUCGUUUUUAAGUGCAAUUUUAAAAUUAUCAAAUUAUUUGUUUUUUUUGUUCGGUUUAACGUGGAUAUUCGGUAUUGCUUACGCAUUCACCGACAUCUUAUUUCUGAAUUACUGCUUUACUGCAUUAACAGCAGUACAAGGUUUCAUGAUUUGCCUUCACGUUCUAAUUACUACUAAACAGAAGAUACAAAAAAUUCCAACUACAGAGGAAUCGUUACAAAGUACAAAAUUGGACAAGUUUUCGGGAAGUUACCUUCAAAUUUCUGAAAGUUAA
Aethina tumida (small hive beetle) is the source of this 1797-nucleotide messenger RNA. RefSeq names its product adhesion G protein-coupled receptor L4-like. The transcript has a single exon. Gene Ontology annotation, biological process: cell surface receptor signaling pathway; adenylate cyclase-activating G protein-coupled receptor signaling pathway. Bases 61 to 1797 code for a protein of 578 amino acids. The record is from RefSeq and is a predicted model, not a curated record. Gene Ontology annotation, molecular function: G protein-coupled receptor activity. Lineage: Eukaryota; Metazoa; Arthropoda; Insecta; Coleoptera; Nitidulidae. Gene Ontology annotation, cellular component: membrane.